Soboliphyme baturini is the source of this 630-nucleotide messenger RNA. The record is from the annotation of a GenBank genome assembly. Lineage: Eukaryota; Metazoa; Nematoda; Enoplea; Dioctophymatida; Soboliphymatidae.
AUGAUUACUGCUUUCAAAUAUUUCAUGACCGUAAUUGACGUGGUGAUUCCCGAUCAGUGUUGUGGCGGUUACUUCUUUGUUACGAUUAUGUGUGGGAUAUUUGCAUACUUGAAUUACCUAUGUUCUCGUACACGGCAGGAAAUAAUCGACAUCUUAAUCAAAGGUUUACAACGUCUCGAGUAUAGAGGAUAUGACAGCGCCGGUUUGGCUAUCGAUGGCGAUGUUGGAAGUCAAGGCGAUCAGUACGUCGAGAUUCUGUUGUUGAAGAAAUCCGGGAAGGUCAAGGCGCUGGAGGAUGAAAUUUAUGGUAAUGACAGCCUUCGGAUGGAUCAGGUGUUCGAAACACAUGCCGGCAUCGCCCACACGCGAUGGGCUACUCACGGCAGCCCUAACUGGGUUAACGCCCAUCCGCAAACGUCCGAUCCCGAGAACUGUAUGAAGUCGUUAAUUAACGGAAAGGCAAUGGAGCAGUUAGACAAGUUCAAGUAUCUCGGAAUUGCAUUUACUAGUGAUGCAAAAUUGGAGGAAGAGAUCGACCGGCGAAUUGGAGUAGCCAGUAAAGUUCUGCGUGAACUAGCCCGAACCGUUGUGACGAAAGCAGAGCUCAGUCUGAAAACUAUGCUCUCAAUA